Messenger RNA from Malus domestica (apple), 1482 nucleotides. RefSeq names its product transcription factor MYB64. NCBI's taxonomy places the organism in Eukaryota, Viridiplantae, Streptophyta, Magnoliopsida, Rosales, Rosaceae. The record is from RefSeq and is a predicted model, not a curated record. Gene Ontology annotation, cellular component: nucleus. Gene Ontology annotation, molecular function: RNA polymerase II cis-regulatory region sequence-specific DNA binding; DNA-binding transcription factor activity, RNA polymerase II-specific. Gene Ontology annotation, biological process: regulation of DNA-templated transcription.
AUGGAGGGAGGUAUAGGAGGAGGAUGGGGUGGUGGUGAUCUUGGAGUUUAUGGGUUUAGAAACAACACACAACAUCAUAGCAUAUAUAAAACAGGUCCUCCAUUGACAGCCAUAGAUAGGUUCUUGUGGGGAAGUCAUCAAAGUCAAAACAAUGCAAGCAACAAAGAUCAUCAGAAGGUGGUUUCCUCAAAUGGGUUGAGUGGUUUUGCUUCUUUUGGCGGUGGUGGUGCAAUAAUUAGUCAUGAGGCAGCAGCUUCUUGGCCUAGCAAUUAUAGUGCUACUACUAAUCAUCUCCAAGAGCCAAGCUUUGUAGAUGAAUUUUUAGUUGGACAAGGAGAAGCCUUGAUGAUGAGUUGGUUUCAAGAGCAAAACCCUAAUGCCACAGGUGGUUUCAGAGAAGAAGGAAGGGUUUCCGAAAGGAAUUGCAAAGCGGUCGGAAAGAGAGCUAAAAAGGGUUUAACUGCUGCUACUUUAAUAAAGGGACAGUGGACUGAUGGAGAAGACAGGAAGUUGAUGAGGCUGGUGAAGCAAUAUGGAGUCAGAAAAUGGGCACAGAUAGCUGAGAAAUUGGUGGGAAGGGCUGGCAAGCAGUGCAGAGAAAGAUGGCACAAUCAUUUGCGCCCCGAUAUCAAGAAAGAUAGCUGGACUGAAGAGGAGGAGGCGAUACUUGUUGACGCUCAUACUGAAGUUGGAAACCGUUGGGCAGAGAUUGCAAAACGCAUUCCAGGAAGAACUGAAAACGCCAUAAAAAACCAUUGGAAUGCAACAAAAAGGAGGCAGAAUUCAAGGAGAAAAAACAAGCAAACUGAAGGCAAAAAUGGAAACAACAAGAAGCCUCAGUCAUCCAUUCUCCAAAACUACAUCAGGAGCAAGAACCUCAUGAACAAUAACAACUCCAAUAUUUCCUCUAGUACCCCUACAAGCUCUUCCACCCUCUCUCAUGAAGAUCCAUCGAAAACCUACCUCAACAUUUUGGUCACAGAGCCAUCUGAUCAGUCCACUACUAGCAACUGUUGUGAUUCUCCAUUGAAUUUGGCUGACUCUUUAUACAAUGAUGAGGAACUUGUUUUCAUGCAAAAUUUCUUCACCAACAAUCCUUACAAUCAUCCUCAACAGCCUUCCAAUUCCACUGAGAACAAUGUUGGACUAAUUGUUAGCCCAAUGGAAGCCUCACAAAAUCCAAACAUGUACAAUUUUAGUAGUUCUAUAAUUAAUCCCACUACUACUACCACUACAACCAAUACCCCCAGUCCUACUACUCCUACCCCUCAGUAUUCUGACCUAUACCUCUUAAAUGGAGCAGCCAAUUCAUCAUCUUAUAAUCCCAAUGAUCAUCAUCCUCACUUAGGGUUUUACAACACAAACAUGGAAUAUUUGGUGUCACAUGAUCAUCAUCAUCAUCUUCAAGCUGCUGCUUCUGCUUCAAACGAAGGGCGAGAGAUGGAUUUGAUAGAGAUGGUGUCUGCUUCUCAAGGUACCUGA